AUGAACAUCGACUUCAACACUGUUUUGAAUACAUUGGCUGCCAAAGCCAAGGCGCUGGCGCUUAAUGUCACGGAGAUUGAGUUGAAAGUACUCGAAGCGACAAAUGAGGAGCCAUGGGGUCCACACGGACAGGCUAUGCAAGAGAUUGCUAGAGCAGCGGAAGACCCCGAAAAGUACAACCUUAUAAUGAAUGUGAUCAGCGAGCGCCUUCAAAUGAGGGACGAGAAUUGGAGGUUGUGCUACAAGGCGCUCUUGCUCCUGGAGUAUAUGGUGAAGCAUGGCCCCUGGCGCGUUGUGGACGAGCUGAACCGCAGCGUGUCCUCCCUGGAGCGUCUCCGGGACGACUUUGAGUUCAAGGACCCGCAGGGGCGCGACCAGGCGGCUCGCAACGCCAGCAAGUUCAAGGGCGUCUCUUCCUCCGACGUGCGGGGGGGAGGUUUUGGGGGCUUUGGCGGCACUGGGUACGGCAGCAGCGGCAGUGGCGGUGGCGGAUACGGAUACGGCGGCUUUGGCAAUGGCGGCUAUGGCGGCCGAAGCCAGGGCUUCGGUGGCACGGAAAGCGUGCACAUGCCCAGUUCAUCCAAACAAGACCGCAACGGCUCUGGUUCCUCUGGCUAUUACUCGGGCUCCGCUCUGGCGGCCGGGGGGGGCCCGGCCCCCUCGGAUCGGCCCCGGGAUGAGGCCGUGCGGAUAGCCGCCGGCAGCGGCGAAGAGGCGGAAGACCCCUUCGAGGCGACCCGCAAGCGAAUCGAGCGGCUGAAAGCGGAAGGGGCGCUGCAAGAUGCGGCGGCUACGGGACCCCCUCCGGGACUGGUCGACCCGGCGGCUGCAAAUGCCAAGGCGCCGAAGAAGCUGUCGGACGUGAAGAUCAACCCGGCGGUUGCCGCCACCUUCGCCAACAUCAGCCUCCCGACCUCCAACAGCACGGGCAGCCUGGCUAAGCUGGUGCCACCGCCGCCGCCGCCGCCCGGCCAGUCCACCAAGCCGUCGAGCCUUAUUGCCCAACAGCCGAACAGCAGCAACGAGAUUGACCUGUUCGCGGACAUGCCCCGCUACCAGCGUGCAGCCGGCGGCAGCAGCUGCUGCCCCUACAGCGGCGGUUCCAGCUGCAGCAGCACCCACCACCGUGGCUCCAUCGGUAAGUCCUUUAGAGAGGGCUUUGACGUGUUCUUCGGCGGUGGCGGCGCGGCACCAACUGCGAGCGGCAACACGGCAGGAAGCGGCAUCACAGCCGCGGCGGCGUCGGCGGCCAGCGCCAAACCGCCGGUCCGGGCCCCUCUUCCUUUUGAUGCAUUCUCUGAGCUAGGUGAUCCGGCCCCGGCGCCUCACGCACCCGUGACUGUGGGAAUGGGACUCACUGCCAGCUCAGCCGCGCCCAGCGCGGCCCCUGCCGCGGAUCCCUUUGCCGCCCUCGCAUCAUCAUCAUCUUCAUAUUCUUCGGCCGCGUUGCCGUCCAUGGCCGCAUCACGCCCAGCAGCACCCGCCGGUGCUGCCGCGGUGGCGGACCCUUUCGCGUCGUUGUCGGCGCCACCACCACGAGCUGCCGCUGCAGUCGGGCUAGCGGCGAAGCCAGCGGCACAACAACAACCCGUAACAGCGCCCAUAUCAUUCGACGCGUUUGGAACGGCUGCGCCGCCGCAGCCUGGACGGACACUGCAGCCUGCCGCUGCGGCGGCGGCGGCGCCAGUGGCGGAUCCCUUCGCUACACUGGCAUCUGGAUCCACGCCGGCACCGGUUCCCAUGGCCGCUGCUGCGCGGGCUGCACCUCAACCCGCGGCGGCGGCGGCAGCAGCAGCGGCGGCGGCGUUUGACCCCUUCGUGUCGGCGCCGCCAGUGGCAGCGGCGCCUGCACGGCCGGCUGCUGCGGCGUCCUCUGACGUUUUUGGGUCGAUGGCGGCGGCACCACCGGCAGCCGCGAUGGCGAGCGGCUUUGAUGACUUCUUCGGGCCCAGCUCUUCUGGGGGUGACUUUAUCGGCGCAUCGAAACCGGCGAACCCCGCGGCGCCAUCCACCGCAGCUGGCGCCUUCACGGCGUCCUCGUUCGCCGCCUUCCCGCCGCCUCCGCCGGCGCCAUCGAGUGCCACGGCAGUGCCCGCCGCGGCGGCGGCCAACAGCGCGUCAAUGGCGAUGAACAAGGCCGGUGCCGCACAUGGCGCAGCGGGGCAUAAGAAUCUCGACCCGUUUGCGGGCUUGGGUUUCUAA
This is a messenger RNA of Volvox carteri f. nagariensis, 2202 nucleotides long. RefSeq lists its product as uncharacterized. NCBI's taxonomy places the organism in Eukaryota, Viridiplantae, Chlorophyta, Chlorophyceae, Chlamydomonadales, Volvocaceae. The record is from RefSeq and is a predicted model, not a curated record. Gene Ontology annotation, molecular function: phospholipid binding; clathrin binding. Gene Ontology annotation, biological process: endocytosis. Gene Ontology annotation, cellular component: plasma membrane; endosome; clathrin vesicle coat. The transcript is spliced from 11 exons. Bases 1 to 2202 code for a protein of 733 amino acids.